AGAAAAAAUGCUGUAUAAAAGAUAAACUAUUAGUCAACAUUAAUCAUUUAUCAUCAACACCGGAAAUAAGGUGGAAGAAGAACACAUCAAUCCAUGACAGAGCACAAUGUUCACACUCUUAUCCAUUUUACACCUAGAGGCAUUUUAACACAGUCAGGUUUUUUUUUUUACCAACAGUUUGUGGACAGUGUGAGGAAACCCACACAAUGUGGAAAUAAUUUAAAGGAAACACACAUGCACACAAAGAGACUUUGCAAGAAACUCUGCACAAGCAAGACCCUGAGCUCAGUAUUGAACUGAGGCCCCCAGAGAUGUUAGGCAGCAGCACUUUUUUCUUCUAUUUGCACAGACUAGGGUUCCACAGAGACUAAUGUGCUACGCCUGAGCAGACAUGUUAAGGAUUGUUAACAAGGUAGUUACUUGCACACAAUUGCACCUGCUGUUGUAAGGAGUGCUUGGCUGUACAGCAUCAUCCUGCCCUAACAUGUUCUGUGAUGUUUUAUAAAGGGAGUCAUUCUCACUAAACAGUGCCUCUGCAGUGCAGUCAAGGUUAGUGUUUUAGUAUGUGCUGUGUGUACAAAAACACAGUACACGUGUUCAUACCGGAGAACGACAGGCUAUCCAUAUGUGUAGGUAAAAAAGGCAAAGGAAGAGUGAUGGGGAAAGAGCAAUGAAUUUAUUGAGCAUGCUAGUUGUGAUUAUAAAAGUUUUCGAGUCAGCAGCCCCACCGUUCUCUAAACCCCCCCACCCUGCUUCUCCACCACCUCCAACACCACCACCCCCAAACCUUGUCAGCAGCAGCCGGGGUUGUCUCUAUGCUGCAUUUCUCCACCGUGUCUCCUACCUCCCUCCUUCCUGAUGCUCACUGUUCAUUUCUUUCACAUUCCAAGAGCUCAGAUGCUGCUGGGAUGAGCAGCAUGCAGCAUUUAAGGUUUGAGCCAUCAGAGGCUUGCUCACUACCACAGCACUGCCAUGUCAGGAGGAGAGCCCGACUACGGACAUGAGUGAGAAAGAAAAACCACCUAUUAGCUCAUUAAUGUUUAGUGUAGGCGAGAAGGGAAAAAGGGAGGGAAAAAACUGAGCCUGAUAGAGGGGGUGAUAUAGAGAGCGCACAGAAGAGUGAGAGACAGGGAAAAGGAGAUUGUAUGUGGGUGAGAAAGGACUAACCUGCCAUGCAGAGUAGCAGAAAAAAGAAAAAGACAGUGACUGAAAUUAUCCACUGCUGCUCUACAUAAGGGGAGAGCUAGGAAGAAUCGGCAGGAGUAUGCAAAAGAAAGAAGGGGAAAUGACAGAAAAUUAAUGGAAAAGAUAAGGACAGCUCACACAAUGUCUGCAUCUAUGCUGACAUGCCUGCUCCUCCUGAUGCUAUGUGCAGUAUCUGUGCUGGCUGUCUGUCCCUCAGUGUGUUCCUGUGGCAGGGGGCAUCGAGUGGUGGACUGUUCUGGCCGAGGUCUUAAACUGCUACCCAACAGCCUGCAGCACAACAUUCAUUUCCUCAACUUGUCCCACAACCGGCUACAAGACCUAGAUGGCGUCCUCAGCCACUUUGCUCAUCUAAGAACUCUGGAUAUCUCCUACAACCAUCUUAACCACCUUCCGGCCGGCCUGCCGCGAGCACUGUGGGACAUCCAUGCAUCAACCAACCGAAUUCACCAACUCAAGAAAAAUGACACUGCUUACCACUGGAACCUGCAGUCAUUAGAUUUAUCAAACAACCAGUUGGAGCGCGUUGUCUUCAUUAACAACACGCUACCUAGCCUGAGAGCACUCAACCUAAGCCACAACAAAUUCUGGACUGUGCCAACCAACAUGCCCUAUAAUUUGGAGAUGGUGGACCUCUCCCACAACUUUUUGCUACAGAUUCUGCCUGGCUCACUAGCCCGCCUUCCCAGGCUGUCCCAAUUCUAUCUGCAUGCUAAUCGCUUUACUUCCUUGAGUGAGGGUGUGUUCAAUCAACUGGAAGCUUUGCAGCUUCUUACACUUGGGGAUAACCCUUGGGCCUGUGAAGACGAAGAAAACAUCACACAUUUACUGAACUGGGUGCAGCAGACACCAGCAAAAAUACUGGGCUGCCCCUGCUACAUUAGGCCUACAUGUGGGGAAGCCCAUCUGUCCACCACGAGAACCCGGCACUCGGCUUCGUACACUGAGCCUCCGCUGGGUGCCGACGCACGUGAUCAACAUGUGCACGCCGUCACUUCAGGAUAUCAGUCCAAAUCAGCAUUGGUCAACUUUCCAAACAAUUGGAGUACUGAGAAUUACUCUGAGGCAUCUGAGCAGGUAAUUACAAAGGGUGUGGGACCUCUCCCGUCAACCACAAACAGGCUCUCGACCCAGACAAGCACAACAAUACGCACACGGAGCACCAAAAAGGCAUUACCUGGGAGAGUUCGCAGCACAAGCAUCCAAAUUCAUCCCUGCAAACAUCACACUGUCGCAUUAAACCUUUUGGGCACAGCAAUCAUUCUGAGUACCUUCUGAUUCUGCAUCAAGCUGGAAUAACUUCUGAGCAAGAAGUUGCAAUUGGUCUGGAUUCAAAACAAAACCACACCUUUAUGGAUGUGCAAGCAGGGUCAAAAGGAGGUUCCUGACUUCUUAGCUUUUCACUAUACAGUUGGACUAUCCUUGACUUGGAAUACUCUAUAGUACAGGUGUGCUGAUCUGAGAAAUGAAUCUUAGGAAACACCUGUAAAUGAGCAAGAAAAAAAAAAAGAAAGAAAUUUGAACCACAUUUGGCAUUUCUGAUUAUAACCAUAAUCCAACAUCUAACCUAAAGAAACCAUGAAAAUAUUUCUUCUAAAUGAUGUGGAAUGUAGAAACCUUAAGUACAGUAUAUUUCACGAAAUAAUCUGAUUUGCCUUUUCUAGGUUACCUUUCUGCAAAGAUCAGAUAGAUGAGGAGCAAGUUUAACAAAGGCAGUCAUACAAACAGUUAUUCUGCCUGAUUGUGCUACAGCCUUGCUAGCCAAGUGUGAUUUCCUGGCAGACUGUAACCAAGUUGUUGGAUAGCUACGUGCUAUGACAGGGCAGCUGCAAACGGAUACUGACUCAAAAGAUUUACCCCAAAUGUCAAAUGGGAGAAAACUGCAUCAAAGAUUUCUUUCACUGCAGUGGGAGGGGACACUCUUGUACAGUUUCCUCCCUUUUGACAUUUGGAAGUACGCAGACUUAAUGUGGCAGAGAUAUAUCCUGAAUAACAGUUCAGGAAAGGCUAUAGUUCUCAGAACUGCCUGUAAAGGAAAAAGGGGAAAUGCCUACAGGUAAAGUGAUUUCCCAAGCCACCACACAUAUAUAUUCUGUCUGAUUCAAACAAUUUGACCAGUAUUCUCUAUAUUCAGUAUGUAUGCCAUGCAUAGUUAACUUGACAAACAAAUGUAAAUGCACACAAAUAACAUUUAAAAACAUGAAAAAGAUGAACUUUCCUUUAUUAUGCUCGUCCACAGAAACAGUGUAAAAUUCAAAACAUUUGGAAUGCAAUCUACUGUGAUUUUCAUUUUGGAUAACUUUCAAGGUUAUACAUGACAUGCCAGGAAGCCACAUUCUGCGGUCAUUGUAUGUUGACAUUAAUCAUUAUGUUAUACUAAGACCAUGGUAGCAAGAGGUACUUGACUAAAAUGAGAAAUAAAAUCUAUCAUGGAAACAAAAUCAGCAAACAGAUGAUCAUAUAAAUGACUGCUGCAUGUGCUGUGCUUGCACAAUUUCUAAACGGAUGUGAACAGGCUUAAAAUCCAGAGCCUACAUGGGACUUCACACGGUUAUUUAACUCUGUCCUGCCAUUUUCUCUAGGUGCUUCUACUUAAUGAUGGCAAUUGGGUGAAAACUUUUAAAGCAUCAUAAAGAUCACACAGGCAUUUAGUACUAGGGAAUGAGGCUGUAAUCAUUGAGCAGUGUUUAUGGAUGAAGUGACAAUCCUCUCAUGACACACACACAAAAAAAAAGAUUUUCUUUUUUCAUUAAAAAUAUUUUACAGUAGCAGGUAUAGAAUGAUUUCUACAGAGCAUGAAUAGGUGUUAAUAUGAAGGUUAGCACAUUCACACUUUACAAAAAAAAGUCUACGAUUUGCAUUUAGCCAUUUAUUAUUUAUAUAAAUAUAAAAUAAGGGGUGUUCAAAUCAAAUCAGGACUUUUGAUUGUGCAAACUAACAGAAAACAGUUACGAGAUUCUGUAUCCCAGCAUUUCACUAGCGCUUGGAGAUCAUCAAACUUCCUGCUUUACAUCAUCAUGACUGCUGAAAUAGUGGCCUACCGGGAUCUCCUUUAUUUUACCGGGAGGUCCUUAAAGCACAGUCAGGAAUAUAUAUGUGAUAUAGCAAUAAUUCCCAGUUAAGUUGUAAUGUGCAAGUGGUACAGUGGCCAGUAUGAGGUCAUGCAAAACAAAACAACUUUAGUGAACAAACCAGGUCGUUUUUUUGUCAUUAAAGGAAAGGGCAAUUUAAAGGAGUUCCUGGUAGACCACAAUCUCAGCAAGGGUGAUGUAAAGCAGGCACUAGUGCAAUAUCACAGCAAGAUGGUUAUUUAUGGCAAAAUAAAAAAUAAUAUUUACUCUCAUAACCGUGUUUAGCACAUUUAAAAAAAACCCAGUUUGCAUUAAACACCCCUUGUAGAUCAAGACUGUUAAAAGAACAAUUCUUAACUGGCAAAUAUGAUCAUUUUAAUAAUGUACUCAGACAAUUGCAUCUGUCCACUAAAAGUGUGAGCAUUGCAUGUAUGCACUCAAUUCAGUCUAUGAGUAAUGAACAACAAACCCUGUGCUUAACGUUAUUGAGCUUUAAAUGGCUUUCAGAUGGUUGUUUGGAUAAAACAAUGUGUACAUACUGCAGUGAUGACCUGUUAUCACUAUUGCACAACAUGUUUGAAAAAAAAUAUUAGUGCUGUGUACGUCUUGAAAAACUAUUUGCUGUACAAAAUAAAUUCAGAAAAAGGUAAUGAAACUGAGUGCAAAGAUUCUAUUAUAAAAUGUACAGG
Clarias gariepinus (North African catfish) is the source of this 4963-nucleotide messenger RNA. It is a transcript of the gene omgb, whose product is annotated as oligodendrocyte myelin glycoprotein b. The record is from RefSeq and is a predicted model, not a curated record. Gene Ontology annotation, biological process: neuron projection regeneration. The coding region runs from base 1300 to 2481 and encodes 393 amino acids. Gene Ontology annotation, molecular function: protein binding. The transcript has 2 exons. NCBI's taxonomy places the organism in Eukaryota, Metazoa, Chordata, Actinopteri, Siluriformes, Clariidae.